Messenger RNA from Exaiptasia diaphana, 5172 nucleotides. RefSeq names its product transient receptor potential cation channel subfamily A member 1. NCBI's taxonomy places the organism in Eukaryota, Metazoa, Cnidaria, Anthozoa, Actiniaria, Aiptasiidae. The record is from RefSeq and is a predicted model, not a curated record. Gene Ontology annotation, molecular function: monoatomic ion channel activity; protein binding. Bases 1314 to 4937 code for a protein of 1207 amino acids. Gene Ontology annotation, biological process: transmembrane transport; monoatomic ion transport. Gene Ontology annotation, cellular component: membrane. The transcript is spliced from 35 exons.
AAUAUAUUAGCUAUCUGGUAGAGUCUUGUCAUUUUGUUCUUCUAUGAAUUGAAAGAGACAUGCCCUAGGUACAAUCUAGCAAAUAGAGCAAAACAUUAUAAUUGUUUGUCUUGAAAGAGCACAAAGAACAAAUUSUAAGAUGGCCUCUGGAUGUAAUGUCAGAAAUGGUGGAAUGACCCAAGAGAUAAAUUUUAUUAUUUUUAUUUAUCAUACAUGUAAUUAAUUAUAAUGAAAUACUUUCCUAACCCUACUUCAAUCUUUCGAAAGUAAGAAAAGGUAUUUUACCUGUAGACAUGAUUUUCUUUCACAUAUAAUUAACUUAUAUGAUAAAUAGAAUAUUACAUGAUCGCUUGGAGAUACAAAAUUUAUCUUUUUGCUACGCUCACUCUUGACAGAUCUUUGCAACACUCUAAGAUAAAAUCCGUACCUCCACAUGGCCAUGCAUAUAUCCUCUAUAAAAUGCAACCACUGGCAGCACGUAUGAUGAAUUUCUUCAAACAGACUGGCCCUCAUUUGUAUGAAAUACGAUUUCUUUUGGCAGGAUUUGGAAUAGUGUAUUAUGGUGUAUAUAAAAUUCAAAAAGCAGGGGAAAAGAAAGCAAUAACUGAUAAACCAAGCCAUUGAUGUUCUAUAUCACAGUACUUCUUGUUGUGCAAUUUCAUGGAUUAUUGUUUGUGAAAUAUUACUUAUUACCAAAUAAAUUUUGAAAKAACUUAAUGAAGUAACUUUUGAUGUUAUUUUUGGAUUACAAGUCAUAGGCACGUUAUUACAAACGUGUGUUUACCACGUAAAACAUACAUUGUCAACAUAGUAAAGUGCAUAUGAAGUUACACAAGGUAACGYGAAAAAAGUUGUGAAAAACAGAAAAAUCAUGUAUAACCAGUAUAUGAUGUGAACGCUAUUCCCUUUAGCAUUAAUUGUUAUACAUAUGAUAGGAAAAUACCUUGGAAACAAAUAAUCGCUUGAAUCAUGUUUUGUAAUCGUCUUUUGAUUGGUUAUUUUUUACGCACUUAUGAGACAAAAAAGAUGCGCGCAUACAAGUGCUGCGCGAUUUGCAUAUAAGCUCGCAGGUGUUUGUUAUAGCAAUCUUCUUUGCGUUCAAUAAAUAAUUCAUAUAUACUUUAAUGGCGUUCACAUCGGAAUGGUUUUAUAAUCCUUGUUUUGUCGUUUAAGUAGUAAGAAAACAACUUUAUAUGUCUACUAUACAUUCAAAAAUCCAUAAUGCCACCGUUCUACGAACUAACAGCUUGCUUUGUCACACAGCAAGGUUAUAUUUGUAGCGUUAGAUCACCUCGGAUCAACGAUCACAGUGGAUGAUGUUUUACGCUGCUGUACUAGCACUGGGAUUACAUAUCAAAAAUCGUCGUGGAAAGUCAGUAAAGAAGAAAAAAGUUGAAUCAAAGCGAACUGAUGGUGACUCUUCAACCAGUGGACCUGAAAAGGAUUCACAUCUGGACAUCGGCGAUUKCUGCAAAAACCAGGAUAAUGUUAGGUGCACUUGGUAUGGAGCUUAUAAAGCGCGCAUGGAAAUAUUACAAUGUCAAAAUGAUUGUUUGAUGGAAAUCAAUUCAGCACUUCAUAAUGAAAACAAAACACUGAGAAGAAUUGCAUCUUCACUGUCCAAGAGUGCAAGGAUAGCAAUGCUUGAUCUUGUAAGGGAUACCGAGACAGUUAGUUCUGAAGCCCGUGGUAGCAGGUUAUCAGUCGGAAGUAUUGAUGUUCGACCACGGAGGUCAUCGUCACAAGGCAGAUUACCGAGUCUUGCCACAUUGACCAGAAUCAAUCUUCGCUUUAAUAAAGAACAGCAUUUUGGAGGUCUACAUCGAGCAGUGCUGAGUGGUAGAGAAGACGAUGUGGAAUUUUUACUUUCUGCUGGAAAAGAUAUCAACGCGCAUGACGAAUAUGGAAAGACCCCUUUACAUUGUGCAGUUGGGGCUCAGAAGCUAGAUAUUGUGCUGUGCUUGUUACGUCACAAGCCUGACAUUGAUGCGCAUGACGAUCGUGAGGACACGCCCCUACAUACAGCCAUUAGGACUGGUAAUAUUGCCAUAGUAACGGCGAUACUGAUAGAUGGACGAGCAGAUCCUAAUUCAUGUGGGCACGCAGGAUGUACCCCUUUACAUGUAGCAGCUCAGCUUGACCAUGUUAAUAACAAUGCCAUUUGUAAAUUGCUUCUUGAAAACGAGGCAAAACUACUCUCACGUGACCACAAGUACAUGACGCCUCUGGCGCUCGCAACCCUCCAUGGGUUUUAUGAUGUUAUGGUGUGCUUAUUCUCUUAUGCCGAUGCUCAAGGCAUCGCCAAAGAUGAUUUACUGCUUGAAGUCGAUGGGGAAAGUAGUACAUUACUGCAUCUUGCUGUUGAAAGCAGUUCUGCGCGGGUGGUUGAGCUUUGCUUGGACGAAGGUGCCGCUCCCCAUUCUGUCAAGGCAUCAGAUGGAAGUACUCCAGUACACUUGGCCUGUUCCUAUGGCUAUAUGGAUAUACUAGAUAUCUUAAUGAAGGCUGUCGCUUUUAUUUUGGACCCUCCUCCUGACCAGGACGGAAGACUGCCCAUUCACAAAGCUGCUCAGGCAAACCAUCAACAAGUUUUGUCGUAUUUGUUGAAGCAGGACGAGGACCAACUUGACGCAGUUGAUCUCGAGGGUUGUACUCCAAUCAUGCUCGCUGCUGAAAAUGGUUGUUACGACUCUGUCCGAGCUCUUCUCGAGAACAAAGCGAAUAUCGAUAUCAGGGAUAGAAAAAGUCGAACGGUGCUUCAUUACGCUAUCGGCGGUGCUGAUAUUUUGAAAGAAAUUUUGAAGGACGUUAAAUCCACUUCAUUAAUCCGUGCAAAAGAUUACGAGGGAAACACCCCACUCCACUAUGCAGCAAGAAGAGGAUGUGUAAAGGACAUUUCGCUCAUGUUAAUGAAGUAUAAAGCAUCGGUGGCUAUCACUAACGUGAAUGGUGAAAUUCCUCUCCAUCUCGCAGCAAGGAAUGGUUGGUUGUCUGUGGUAAAAAAACUCACCGAAGGAAGAAACAAAAGAACGAUUAAUUCAACUGAUGCAAGUGAACGAACUCCAUUACAUYUGGCUGCACAAGAAGGACACGAGGAACUCAUCGAUUUCUUUCUUAAGAAGAAUGCAAAAAUCGAAAGAGACAAUAAUGGACAGACACCUUUACACUAUGCGGCUUACCAAGGAUCUCAAAGAUCAGUAGAACUCUUUUUAGAAGCCAAACCUGAUACACUUAACAUCACUGAUGAAGAACGGAACACUGCACUUCACAUGGCUGCCAUGGGUGGUCAUCCCCAUAUCGUACAGCUUCUUCUCAGUAAAAGCGAACAACUUGUUUCAGUCAACGAACGAAAUCAGAACGUUCUCGAUAUUGCAAUAGAAGGAAAGCACGAUGCUGUUGCUAUGGUCAUUGCAGAACACAAAAGAUGGCGUGAAGUGCUACGUGGUACGUUACAUGCAACUCAUACGCAGAUACAGCUACUAGUGCGUCAUAUGCCAGAUGUUGCCAAGAAAUUCUUGGACCGUUGCGUCGAAAAGGAGGGAGACCCCGAGGAUGAAAACUACAAGGUAACUUAUGACCUGAGAUUUAUCCAGGGGAUGCCAGAAGAAAAGAAGAAUUCCAAGAGCAUCAGGGAUUCGUUAAGUGCUUUACAUACAAUGGUUAAAUACAAGACGCUGCCGUGUUUGACGCAUCCUCUCUGUUCUGUUCUUAUGGACAUAAAAUGGAGAAAGUUUGGUCUGGUUUGUGCCUUUUUAAAUCAAGGAGUGUUUUUGGUAUAUAUCGUAUUGAUUCUUAUUGUGAUGGACUAUCUGGUCAGAGAUUAUCGUACGACGAUAUCUGUGAGUGGACACAAUGACACCAAUAGUACUUUUGAUAAGUUCAGUCAGCCUUUGAUUGUGACUGCUUUUAAGGACAACGCGCAGAUGGCGUUGGUUACUGUUAUCCUUAUGAUAGCAUGUAUUUAUAACUUAUCAAAGGAAGGAUUUCAGAUGUUUGAUGAGGGUUGGAAGUACUUAUUGAGUCUCAACAACUGGUUGGAAGUCACACUGUACGUCUUAACGUUUGUGACGCUUGUCAAGCCAGGUCUAUCUGAAAUGGCAGUUUGUGUAUUUUUAGCGUGGAUUGUGUUGCUUCACUAUUUUAGCAAGUUCAAUUAUGUAGGUUUGUAUAUAGUAAUGAUCCGCAAGACCAUCAAAACAGUUCUCAAAGUUCUUAUCAUUCUUCUUAUUCUCUUGGCUGCGUUCGCUUUCUCCUUUCACGUUAUUACAUGCAACCUCAAAAGCACUUCAUCUAAAACAAGAUUUAGCAACGUYUCGACUGCCUUGGCUGCGACUUUCUUCAUGAUGCUAGAUAAUCUGCAGUAUGAGAAGAUAGUACUCGAGUACAAUCAGGGUGGAGCAAAUGAURACGGCGAAGGGGUUGUUCUCUAUGGCUUGUUCAUCGGUUAUUGCUUCAUGAUGCCAAUAAUUUUCCUUAAUCUCUUGAUCGGUUUGGCUGUGGGUGAUAUUGAUAAUAUUCGUAAAACUGCUGCAAUGGAAAGAUACACAAGUCAGGUUGAACAUUUAUCGCAGCUUGAACGAGCCCUUCCAACUUUCAUUUUGAGCAAGGCACAAGUUCAGGAGUAUGUGGAAUACCCCAACAAACACAAGAAGCUUAAAGAUAAAAUUGUUGACUUUCUUGUCAAGUUACUUUCCCCUCGUCAAGAAGUUGAAAAGAAAACUGAAAAUCAAACUGACAUGGAUGAAAAAAUAUCCCGUCAUGAGGCUCAACUGAAACAAAUCUCGUGUGCUUUAAAAAGUCAGACAGCGUUGCUUGAGGAAUUGAAGGACAUGCUGGUUGAAAAGAAAAGGCAAUCAGUGAUCAUGGCUACAGCUCCAUUGAGAACAGGCGACAAUCCUCCAGUGGAGCCAGAAAAUGCCUCCGAAUUCUAUGUUUAGAAAAUAUUUUAUUAUUGCAAUAUAUGGUUCCGUCAACACGCGGAAUUUAAUAAGCCAAGUUCUGUUUGAAUUAUGAACUUUGUUUUUAAAUGAAAACAUGAGAAACGUAUUUAUGAAGGGGUUUAUCGAAUGCUAAGAACUUUUUCUUUCAUAUUUCAAUUUAUUUAUGAAUUUGUAUAAUUACGUGUUAUUUUUACGAUAAUAAAAUAUGAGAAUUACAAUAUUCUACAUGAAA